GCGCGCGGCUCCCCGGACCGGAAGUGGAGGCGAACUGUCGCGGGGUGCGCCUGGCCUUGCUCAACGCCCGGCAGUCCCCGCCGUCGCCGCCGCCCUCGGCAGCUGCCGAGGCUUCCCGCAGCCGUCAUGUCCGCCAGCGCCGUCUACGUGCUGGACCUAAAGGGCAAGGUGCUCAUCUGCCGGAAUUACCGCGGCGACGUGGACAUGUCGGAGGUGGAGCACUUCAUGCCUAUCCUGAUGGAGAAGGAGGAGGAAGGGAUGCUGUCGCCCAUCCUGGCCCACGGGGGCGUCCGCUUCAUGUGGAUCAAGCACAACAAUCUGUAUCUGGUCGCCACAUCAAAGAAGAACGCAUGCGUGUCGCUGGUGUUCUCCUUCCUUUAUAAAGUGGUUCAGGUGUUCUCUGAGUACUUCAAGGAGCUGGAGGAGGAGAGUAUUCGUGAUAACUUUGUCAUCAUCUACGAGCUGCUGGAUGAGCUCAUGGACUUCGGCUACCCCCAGACCACCGACAGCAAGAUCCUGCAGGAAUACAUCACUCAGGAAGGCCACAAGCUGGAAACGGGGGCCCCGAGGCCCCCAGCCACCGUCACCAACGCAGUGUCCUGGAGGUCCGAGGGCAUCAAGUACCGGAAGAAUGAGGUGUUCUUGGACGUCAUCGAAUCUGUCAACCUCUUGGUCAGUGCCAAUGGCAACGUGCUACGCAGCGAGAUCGUUGGCUCCAUCAAGAUGCGGGUCUUCCUGUCCGGCAUGCCCGAGCUGCGCCUGGGCCUCAAUGACAAGGUCCUCUUCGACAACACGGGCCGUGGCAAAAGCAAGUCCGUGGAGCUGGAGGACGUGAAAUUCCACCAGUGUGUGCGACUCUCACGCUUCGAGAAUGACCGCACCAUCUCCUUCAUCCCUCCAGAUGGCGAGUUUGAGCUCAUGUCCUACCGCCUCAACACGCAUGUCAAGCCCUUGAUAUGGAUCGAGUCCGUGAUUGAGAAGCAUUCCCACAGCCGCAUUGAGUACAUGAUCAAGGCCAAGAGCCAGUUCAAGCGGCGGUCGACAGCCAAUAACGUGGAGAUCCACAUCCCCGUGCCCAACGAUGCCGACUCCCCCAAGUUCAAGACGACAGUGGGGAGUGUCAAGUGGGUCCCCGAGAACAGCGAGAUCGUGUGGUCCAUCAAGUCCUUCCCGGGGGGCAAGGAGUACCUGAUGCGGGCCCACUUUGGCCUGCCCAGCGUGGAGGCGGAGGACAAGGAGGGCAAGCCCCCGAUCAGCGUCAAGUUUGAGAUCCCCUACUUCACUACCUCUGGCAUCCAGGUGCGCUACCUGAAGAUCAUCGAGAAGAGCGGCUACCAGGCCCUGCCGUGGGUUCGCUACAUCACUCAGAACGGAGAUUACCAGCUUCGGACGCAGUGAGGGGCCCUGCAGCCUGCGCCCCCCAGCCCCGGCGCUGGGGCUCCUGGCGGAAGCACCCGGAGGAAGCACCCGCCAAGCC
Lontra canadensis (Northern American river otter) is the source of this 1477-nucleotide messenger RNA. It is a transcript of the gene AP1M1, whose product is annotated as adaptor related protein complex 1 subunit mu 1. NCBI's taxonomy places the organism in Eukaryota, Metazoa, Chordata, Mammalia, Carnivora, Mustelidae. The transcript has 12 exons. Gene Ontology annotation, molecular function: clathrin-cargo adaptor activity. Gene Ontology annotation, cellular component: clathrin-coated vesicle; clathrin adaptor complex. The record is from RefSeq and is a predicted model, not a curated record. Bases 127 to 1398 code for a protein of 423 amino acids. Gene Ontology annotation, biological process: vesicle-mediated transport; intracellular protein transport.